Medicago truncatula (barrel medic) is the source of this 1371-nucleotide messenger RNA. RefSeq names its product DNA damage-repair/toleration protein DRT100. Gene Ontology annotation, molecular function: protein binding. The transcript has a single exon. The record is from RefSeq and is a predicted model, not a curated record. Lineage: Eukaryota; Viridiplantae; Streptophyta; Magnoliopsida; Fabales; Fabaceae. The coding region runs from base 43 to 1146 and encodes 367 amino acids.
GCACACACACACCUCAACAUUUUCACAUUCCCUUCAUAAACCAUGUUUUCACCAUUAACGGCACUGUUACUCUUAGCCAUUAUCUCCACCGUUACCUCCACCGCUAACUCAUGUCUUCCAUCAGAACUCAAAGCCCUACAAGCCAUAAAAGCCUCACUCCGUGAACCUAACGACGGAAUAUUCAACUCAUGGACCGGAACUGACUGCUGCCACAACUGGUUGGGCGUAUCAUGCGACGAGAAUACUCGUCGCGUAGCCGAUAUAAACCUCCGUGCCGGAACUCUCUACACCACCUUCGAAAAAGCACGUAAACCUGGCUACAUGACCGGUCAAAUCUCCCCGGAGAUUUGUAAGCUAACUAAACUUUCAAGCAUUACAAUCACUGAUUGGAACGGUAUCUCCGGUGAGAUCCCCAAGUGCAUUUCUUCACUUUCUUUCCUUCGUAUCAUCGACCUCGCCGGAAACCGUUUCUCCGGUAAUAUCCCCUCUGAUAUCGGCAAACUCCGCCAUCUCAACCGUCUCAGCAUCGCCGACAACGUCAUCACCGGUGGAAUCCCCAGGUCCUUAACCAACCUAACUAGCUUGACUCAUCUUGACAUCCGUAAUAAUAGGAUCUCAGGAUAUAUCCCAAUGGGCUUUGGCAGGCUUCAGUAUUUAGGCCGGGCUUUAUUAAGUGGUAAUCAGUUACACGGGCCCAUCCCCGGCUCAAUAUCUCGAAUCAAACGUCUUUCGGAUCUUGAUCUAUCUCGAAACCAAUUAUCCGGGCCCAUCCCGGAAUCAUUAGGCUUAAUGUCUGUUUUGGGAACCCUAAAGCUUGAUACAAACAAGCUUUCGGGGAUGAUCCCAAAGUCUCUUUUUGGUUCAGGAAUAAGUGAUUUGAACUUAAGUCAUAAUUUGUUGGAGGGUAAUAUACCUGAUGCAUUUGGGGGUAGGUCUUAUUUUACAUCAUUGGAUAUUUCCUAUAAUAAUCUCAAGGGUCCUAUACCUAAAUCUAUAUCUUCUGCUGCUUACAUUGGUUACAUGGAUUUGAGCCAUAAUCAUUUGUGUGGUCCAAUUCCUAAAGUUUUGGAUCAUCUUGAUGCAUCUUCGUUUGAGGUCAAUGAUUGUCUUUGUGGAAAGCCACUUGAAGCUUGCAAAAAGAAGUAAUGUUUGCCAUCAAUGUGUCUCAUUGGUUAAUCCAGCUUUCUCUAAUAAUUGUCACAUUUACACACGAGUUGUUUCAAAAAGUGUCAAUUUCAAUUUCUAAUUUAGUUUUAAUUUAUUUUUUUCUUGGAUUAUGAUAUCUAAUUAAUACUGUGUGUAUCAUCUGUUAUCAUUUUCAACAUUGUAUUUAUGAGAUAAUUAAAAUACAACAAUGGUUAUUGAGAAUAA